AACUCUCGCCAUCACAAACACACGUUGUGACCAGCGCGGACGGUCAACAGCGUUCUAUCCCCAGAGUCUCUUGCUUCUUCCGGAAUACCAGGCCUCCUACAGCUUCACAACACCCAAGAGAAGCUUGCCACCAUGACGGAGGUUGCCUCUGCCGUCCGCAUCCCGUCACCGGAGCCUGAGCUGCCAGAGCUGCCCCGCAAGCGCGAUCGCUCGCCCUACGACGCCGGACCCUCUAAGCGCUCGAGGAGACACGAAUAUGAUGACGGAGACUCUGGGCGACGAGGAGACCGCGGGCGAGCCCACGAUGACGACCGCCGACGAGAUCGCGAGAACGGACACCGGCACGAUAAGGAUGGGACCGAGUCUCGCAAAAGGCCUGAGGCAGAUGUCCCGGAGGAUGACUCCCGCCUAAAGCUCUUCCAAAAUGCGUUCAGCGCGCCUCGGAAGCUCGCCAUCGACGACUCGAAGACCCGCGCCGGUGGUGCCUAUAUUCCCCCUGCGCGACUGCGAGCUAUGCAGGCUGCUAUCACGGACAAGAAGAGCCCCGAGUUUCAGCGCAUGGCGUGGGAGGCGCUGAAGAAAUCGAUACAGGGCAUGAUCAAUAAGUGCAACGUCGCGAACAUCAAGCAGAUUGUGCCGGAGCUGUUCUCAGAGAACCUAGUCCGAGGCCGCGGUCUGUUCUGUCGGGCAAUCAUGAAGGCGCAGGCAGCGAGCUUGCCGUUCACCAACAUCUAUGCGGCUAUGGUGGCGAUCGUGAAUACGAAGCUGCCCCAGGUUGGAGAUUUGCUGGUACGGAGAUUGAUCGUUCAGUUUCGGAAGGCUUUCCGAAGGAACGACAAGGCGGUCGCCGUGGCCAGCUCGAUGUUCUUGUCGCAUUUAGUGAACACGCAAGUUGUGCACGAGGUGCUGAUUGCCGAGAUCCUGCUACUUCUCCUCAACAAGCCCACAGAUGACAGCGUCGAGAUUGCGGUCGGUAUCAUGAAAGGGGUGGGACAGUUCCUGGAAGAGAUGAAUGGUGCCAUCGCCAACGCCAUCUUCGAUCAGUUCCGCAAUAUCCUCCACGAAGCCGACAUCGACAAGCGCACGCAGUACAUGAUCGAAGUCUUGUUCCAGGUCAGAAAAGACAAGUACAAGGAUAACCCAGCGGUCAAGGAAGAGCUAGAUCUUGUGGAAGAGGAGGAUCAGCAUACGCAUCGGCACACGCUUGAGGAUGAGAUUAAGGUCGAGGAUGGUCUCAAUAUCUUCAAGUUUGAUCCGGAGUAUGAGGAGAAUGAGGCGCAAUAUCAGAAGUUGAAGGCAGAGAUUCUGGGCGAGGAGGAGGGAAGUGAUGCGGAGUAUACCGAUGCCUCGUCAGAGGAUGAAGAAGAUGAGGAAGACAAGGCUAUGGACAUCAAGGAUCAAACGAACGCCGAUCUCGUCAAUCUGCGCCGAACGAUAUACCUCACAAUCAAGAGCAGUGGAGGCUUUGAAGAGUGCUGCCAUAAGCUCAUGCGCAUCAAUCUGCCUCAUGGAAUGGAGAAGGAGCUUACCACCAUGGUCGUCGAGUGCGCUAGCCAGGAACGCACGUACGAAAAGUUCUACGGCAUGAUUGGAGAGCGUUUCUGUAAGCUGAAUCGCAUGUGGACCGACCUGUUCGAGGAUGGCUUCGUCCACUACUACGAAACCAUCCACCGAUUCGAAACAAACCGUCUCCGAAUCAUCGCACAGUUGUUCGCACAUCUCCUGGCCACGGAUGCAAUUGGCUGGCACGUAUUUAUGGCCAUCAAGCUCAAUGAGGAGGACACCACUUCGAGCUCCCGCAUUUUCAUCAAGAUUCUCUUCGAAGAGCUCAUGGCAUCACUCGGAAAUAAGGUUCUGGUGGAACGGCUAAAGGAGCCAAUGCUUCAGGAUAGUCUUACUGGCAUCUUCCCGACCGAUGAUCAGGUCAAGACUCGCUUCUCCAUCAAUUUCUUUACUGCUAUCGGCAUGGGUGUUCUUACAGAAGGCAUGCGCGAGUUCUUGAAGAACAACGCGCCCAAGCCCGCAGCAUUGCCGGCACCGGAGAGCGAAUCAGAUUCAGAGAGCGUGUCCUCCCGCUCCUCUUAUUCCUAUUCUUCUCGCUCUCGGUCAAGGACACCCGUGCGUCGGGGGCGAUACUCAUCGAGCUCGCGAGGCCGCUCUUACACCCGAAGCCGGUCUCCCGCUCUAAGGAAAGGCCGUGGUCGUAGCCGUAGUCGCAGAUCUUCCAACGAUUCCGAAUCGCGGUCCCGCUCACCCGCUCCUCGCAAGAGGCACUACUCUUCCAGCCGCUCGCGAUCAUCACCUCGACGUCGCAGACGCAGUCUAUCCAGCUCAGUGUCCCGAUCCCGCUCGCCACCAGCCGGCAAGCGCCGGCGCUACUCCAUCUCUCCAUCAAGGUCCCCAUCGCCGCCGGCCCGCCGUCGCCGCGAUUCGAGUAUCCCUCCGCGCGGCCGUGAAGACUCUGCUUCCCCUCCACCAGCGCGACGUCGUCGAGAUUCCAGUGCCUCGCCACCACCGCGUCGCUGCGAUUCAAGCGCGCCCCCGCCACGUCGAGGACCAGCCGACUCACGGGACCGGCGAGAUAAGCCGCCGCGUCGGCCUAGGUAUAGUUCGUCGCCGGAGAGGUCGCCGCCGCCUGCAAGGAAGAGGAGGUAUAGCGGCUCUGUGUCGCGGUCGCCACCUCCGAGGCGGAGGAGAGAUUCUUAAGUUUAGGUAAAGCACGCUCCACGAGAAUGAAGGAUCUAGUUAGGGAGCUCAUAGAAUGCACGCUUGAGCGAUGGGUAGAUUGACGAGUUUUGGGAUUAGGGAGAUAUCAGGUAGCAUGUCAAUCGUAAAUUCAUGUGAAUAGGCUUGUAUUGCCUUCAGUGCGAGGAAAUCAUGCUGCAACCGAGUCGGAGCAUCUUUGUGAGUUUGUGCAUGACUCACUGAUAUAGCACAGGCGCG
This is a messenger RNA of Trematosphaeria pertusa, 2943 nucleotides long. Its product is annotated as MIF4G-domain-containing protein. The record is from RefSeq and is a predicted model, not a curated record. NCBI's taxonomy places the organism in Eukaryota, Fungi, Ascomycota, Dothideomycetes, Pleosporales, Trematosphaeriaceae. The transcript has a single exon. Gene Ontology annotation, cellular component: catalytic step 2 spliceosome. Gene Ontology annotation, biological process: mRNA splicing, via spliceosome. Gene Ontology annotation, molecular function: protein binding; RNA binding. Bases 133 to 2706 code for a protein of 857 amino acids.